Urocitellus parryii (Arctic ground squirrel) is the source of this 2959-nucleotide messenger RNA. RefSeq names its product GEN1 structure-specific endonuclease (gene Gen1). The record is from RefSeq and is a predicted model, not a curated record. Gene Ontology annotation, molecular function: 5'-flap endonuclease activity; four-way junction DNA binding. NCBI's taxonomy places the organism in Eukaryota, Metazoa, Chordata, Mammalia, Rodentia, Sciuridae.
GUGGAAGCCGCCGUAGUCAGGCUUGGAUCCAAACUGGUAAAUGACGAAGGGCUUCUUCCAGAACCCAGGUGGAAGGGUUGUCCGGUAGAUAAUCAACAGAAUGGGAGUGAAUGACUUGUGGCAAAUUUUGGAGCCUGUUAAGCAACACAUCAACUUGCAGAGUCUUAGUGGGAAAACCAUUGCAGUUGAUUUGAGUCUCUGGGUGUGUGAGGCCCAGUCRGUCAAAAAAAUGAUUGGAACCGUCAUGAAGCCACACCUCAGGAACUUAUUUUUUCGUAUCUCAUAUUUAACACAAAUGGAUGUAAAACUGGUGUUUGUUAUGGAAGGGGAACCACCAAAGCUGAAAGCUGACGUCAUGAAUAAGAGGAAUCAGAUUCGGUAUGGACCUUCUGGAAAAGCGUGGUCUCAGAAAACAGGGAGAUCACAUUUUAAGUCAGUCUUAAGAGAGUGCCUAGAUAUGCUAGAAUGUCUAGGAGUCCCCUGGGUUCAGGCUGCUGGAGAAGCAGAAGCCAUGUGUGCUCACCUCAAUGCCAGUGGCCAGGUAGAUGGCUGCCUUACCAACGAUGGUGAUGCUUUCCUCUAUGGAGCCCAGACUGUCUACAGGAAUUUCACUAUAAGUACAAAGGAUCCUCACAUUGACUGUUAYACAAUGUCAUCUAUCAAGAGUAAACUAGGUUUGGACAGAGAUGCUCUGGUUGGACUAGCAAUACUUCUUGGUUGUGACUAUCUUCCAAAGGGAGUCCCUGGAGUUGGAAAAGAGCAAGCGUUGAAACUCAUACAGAUUUUGAAAGGUCAAAGUUUGCUUGAGAGAUUUAAUCAGUGGAAUGAAAAAUCAUGUUAUUCUGCUGUGCAACCACUAGUAGCUAAAAAACUGGCUCACUGCUCUGUGUGCUGCCAUCCAGGCUCACCUAAGGAUCAUGAACGUAAUGGAUGCAAAUUAUGUAAAAGUGAUAGAUACUGUGAACCGCAUGACUAUGAAUACUCCUGUCCUUGUGAAUGGCACCAGACAGAACAUGAUAGACAACUAAAUGGAGUAGAGAACAAUAUUAAGAGGAAAGCUUGCAGUUGUGAGGGAUUCCCAUUUCAUGAGGUUAUUCAAGAAUUCCUUGUGAAUAAAGAUAAAUUGAUGGAGGUAAUCAGGUACCAAAGACCUGAUUUAUUAUUGUUCCAGAGAUUUACCCUUGAAAAAAUGGAAUGGCCCAAUCCCUAUGCAUGUGAGAAAUUGUUGGUACUUUUGACCCGCUAUGACAUGAAAGAAAGAAAACUUGGUAGAAGGAACUCUAAACAAUUACAGCCAAUACGAAUUGUUAAACCUCGAAUCAGAAAUGGAGUUCAUUGUUUUCAAGUAGAAUGGGAAAAGCCUGAACAUUAUGCUUUAGAAGAACAACAACAUGGAGAAUUGCUUCUACUUACAAUCGAAGAAGAAUCAUUGUUUACAGCAGCCUAUCCUGAGAUUGUAGCUGACUACCAAAAACAAAAAUUAGAAAUUAAAGGGAAGAAACCGAAAAAAAAUAUGAAAAUUAAACCUAAAGGAAACAGUUCACCAGAAUCAGAUGAUGUAAUGAGUUUUCAGUCAUUUAAGACUUUAAACCCCACAUGUGAAAUCUUUCUUAAGCAGAAUGCCAAGUUAAAUUUGGAAAUUUCUCCUGAUCCUCCAUUACCACAGAAAUCUAUUUCUGCCUUAUCCAAUGGCUUGCUUUUACCUGAAAAUGCUCCUUAUUUGAGUACACAACAGCAAAUGUCUUCUUCAAGACCUUUGACUAUACAGGAUAUUAAAGAUGUCAGUAAGUCUCUAAUUUCAGAAUCUAAUCAGCCCAAUACGUCAUCCUAUAAUAUAUCUGCAAUUACUGACCUACACUUGAGUACCAUUGACUGGGAAGAUACUUCUUUUAGUAAUUCUUCAGCUAUUCAAAUAAACCCUCUCUCUCAUGUUUUACAACAAUCAGAACUUGAAUCAGACCWAUCAGCCAUCCCUAAAGACUUUGGAAAUAUCCCAGAACAGUUGUCAUAUGAAUCAGAAUGGUGUACCAGAAACAUCAAUAAAGUGUUGCAUGGGAAUCUUCAAAAGAUUAGUCCUGAAGAGCAUCUACUUUCUGGCAUUAGUGAUUUACAUCUUCAGGAUUUGCCUUUAAAGAAACGAAUACAAAUAAAAUCAUCAUAUCCUCAGGAUAAUAUACAACCAGAUAUUCAUCUGAAAACUGUGUCCCUAACAAGGGACAAAGAAUCUUGUAUUGAUAACAGUAGUUCUGAUUGUCUGUUGCAUCUUUCAAAAGAUCUUCCAGAAAUUCAUUUGCAAAAUGAAUCUAGAAAGUCUCAUUUCCUAAAAGGAGAUCAGCUACAUCAAGAAAACUAUAAAGUUAGUACUUCCAUACCUUAUCCUGUCAAUAAUCCAGUAGUAAAGACCUCUGAUAUUAGAAUUGGACCACUACAUCCUGCUUUAGAUCGUAGUAGAAAAAUUGAUAGGCAACGCACUCAAAAAAUCGUCAUGAAGAAUAGUGUUUUCUUUGACAGACAUUCCUCUGACGAAGAAAGUACCCCAACAUUUGGGAAAGCUAAGUGCACAACUCAAAAAAUGAGUUACAGUUCUCAGAACCAUAGCUCAGCCCACUUCAAAGGACACAACCACAGCAAAUUGAGUAACCCUAAGAUACAUGUUAAAGAAACUGAACUGUUUGUCAAGUCUUAUAAAACAACCGGAAAUGAAGAAAAAUGUUUUCUAGAUAUAGCAAAAAGUUCUCAGAGUUGUCUACAAAGUCAUAAGAAAGACAGGGAGCCUGGUACUUAUUUGGAUAGUCCUCUUCCUUUAUCCCAGAGAUUAAAAGUAAGAUUCCAGAAUACAUGAAAGAUAAAAUACUUCAGUAUGAUUUAUUAUUAUAUUACUAUCAAUAUAAGCAAAGCUGAGGGAGGGUAGAUAGUUAUUGUUUAGUAGAAAAAUUUAAUUUUUAUAUAUUGUGAAAAG